Molecule: messenger RNA, 216 nt
Organism: Fusarium proliferatum ET1
Lineage: Eukaryota; Fungi; Ascomycota; Sordariomycetes; Hypocreales; Nectriaceae
Exons: 2
Coding region: 1-216 (71 amino acids)
Source: RefSeq, a predicted model, not a curated record
AUGGCUCCCGAGUACGAAACAACCUUUAGCCGCACUCUUCCCUUUACGACCCACAAGAUUCCCCAAGAGCUGGUAAAGAAGGAAGAAGAGUUCUAUAAAGCUCUCUGUGAUAAAUUCGGCGCAUGGACAUGGGAGGCGCCGGCAGACUUGAAGAAGGACCUGCAGGAGAAGGGUGUCUUGAAGGGUGAUGAGCACCUGAUUCAAGCCGCCUCUUGA